This is a messenger RNA of Leptonychotes weddellii (Weddell seal), 377 nucleotides long. Its product is annotated as large ribosomal subunit protein eL39-like. Gene Ontology annotation, biological process: translation. NCBI's taxonomy places the organism in Eukaryota, Metazoa, Chordata, Mammalia, Carnivora, Phocidae. Gene Ontology annotation, molecular function: structural constituent of ribosome. The record is from RefSeq and is a predicted model, not a curated record. Gene Ontology annotation, cellular component: cytosolic large ribosomal subunit; ribosome.
CUGCUCCUCGCCAUGUCUUCUCACAAGACUUUCAGAAUCAAGCAAUUCCUGGCCAAGAAACAAAAGCAGAAUUGUCCCAUUCCCCAGUGGAUUCAGAUGAAAACUGGUAAUAAAAUCAGGUACAACUCCAAGAGGAGGCACUGGAGAAGAACCAAGCUGGGUCUAUAAGGCAUCACACAUCAUGAGAUGACACACCUAAUUGGCACACAUAUUCAAGCUGCACAAAGAUCAUAUGUUCCUAUCCUGUCACUCUGUAAACAUCCCUCCUACCUGGCCAAUAGACGUGUUUUAUCAGGGAAAUGAUUUUUCUCUGUUACUAUGCUUCUAUACCAGUAGGUUGGUUCAAUAAUAAAUGUGAGACCUUCCAGCUGAAAAAA